Molecule: messenger RNA, 1680 nt
Organism: Coniosporium apollinis CBS 100218
Lineage: Eukaryota; Fungi; Ascomycota; Dothideomycetes
Exons: 6
Coding region: 1-1680 (559 amino acids)
Biological process (GO): carbohydrate transport; transmembrane transport
Cellular component (GO): membrane
Molecular function (GO): carbohydrate:proton symporter activity
Source: RefSeq, a predicted model, not a curated record
AUGAAGCUUGGACCGAAGAAGCCGUACUUCGGCCUCACAGGCGGAUGGCUUACCUUCUGGGUCACAGUCGCGUGUGCGACUGAUAUGACCCUCUUUGGCUAUGACCAAGGCGUCUUUGGCGGUGUUGUCAUUACGCAAGAUUUCCUUGACACCCUUGGCAUCGCCGACGACGCAAAGAUGCAGUCGACGGUAACGGCAAUCUACGACAUUGGAUGUUUCUUCGGAGCCAUUGCGGCCUUUGCCGUGGGCGAUCCGCUCGGACGGAAGAACACUAUCCUACUUGGGACCACGAUCAUGUCCAUCGGGGCUAUUCUCCAAAUCUCCGCAAUGAAUGUACCCCACAUGAUUGUAGGACGCAUCGUUGGUGGAAUCGGCAAUGGUCUUAACACUGCGACGGCACCAGUCUGGCAAGGCGAGACCUCCAAAGCCAGCUGGAGAGGCAAGCUGAUCGUAAUCGAAAUGAUCCUGAACAUCGCCGGGUUUUCGUUGUCGAACUGGGUAACAUUUGGCUUCUCCUUCUUGACUGGAGGUAUCGUCUGGAGAAUGCCACUUGCUCUGCAAUUUAUUUUCAUCGUCAUUCUCUACGGAACGGUCCCCUGGCUUCCAGAGUCUCCCAGAUGGCUCAUUGCCAAAGGCCGCAUCGACGAGGCGGAGCUCAUUCUCGCCGACCUUGAGCAAACCGAGGUCAGCGACCCAUAUAUUAUCACCCAGUCCAAAGACAUCCAAUGGGCCGUACAAUACGAGCGCGAGCACAAUGUCCGCUGGCGCGAUCUCUUGCGCGGCCGCACCGGCGGUCAAGCCGGUACCUGCACCAUCCGCCGCCUUAUUCUGGGAAUGGGUACGCAGGCGAUGCAGCAGCUUGCUGGCAUCAACGUGCUUUCAUACUACUUCCCCUCUGUGCUUAUCAACUCCGUCGGCCUGGAAGAGAAAAUGGCUCGUUUGCUCGCUGCGAUCAACUCCGUCAGCUACCUCCUCUUUUCAACCAUCGGUAUACCGAACGUCGAACGUUGGGGCCGUAGGAAGAUGAUGAUGUACGCGGCGGUGGGCCAGUGUUUCUGUUGGCUUAUCAUCACGGUCCUGCUCAGGUAUACGGAGAUUCCGGAUUAUCCCAACAAGAAGAAAGUCGCUAGCGCCUCCAUCGCAUUCUUCUUCCUGUACUACGUGUUCUUCGGCAUUGGUUGGCAGGGUGUCCCGUGGCUGUAUCCGACCGAAAUCAACUCUCUGAGUAUGCGAGCCAAGGGUGCCGCGCUGGGCACAGCGACCAAUUGGAUCUUUAAUUUCAUGGUCGUCGAGAUCACCCUCCCCGGCAUCGAAAGCCUAGGCUGGCAAUUCUACAUCAUCUGGACCGUCUUCAACGGCGCAUUCGUGCCCAUCGUCUACUUCUUCUACCCCGAGACCGCGGGCCGCUCUCUCGAGGAUCUCGAUCGGUACUUCCAUGACCAGCCCUCCCUGUUCGUCAAUCGCGACAAAGACGCGAUCUCCAGCAAGCGGCCGCAGAAAUACAUUGAGCACGAGGAGGGCGAGAUUCGCCGGCACAGCAGUGUCAGUCCCGCGGCAAUGAACGCGGCGGCCGCGAAGCAUCGGCAGAGCGUCUUGAACAGGGAAAGUGGCAGUACGGCAAUGGGGACGGAGUAUAAGGAGGAUAGAUUUGCGGAGAGGGAGAUGGUGGAGAAGGUAUAA